This is a messenger RNA of Saccostrea echinata, 1338 nucleotides long. RefSeq lists its product as uncharacterized. The transcript is spliced from 6 exons. The record is from RefSeq and is a predicted model, not a curated record. NCBI's taxonomy places the organism in Eukaryota, Metazoa, Mollusca, Bivalvia, Ostreida, Ostreidae. The coding region runs from base 1 to 1176 and encodes 391 amino acids.
AUGGAUGCGGCCAUCUGUAGAACAUGUUGUCAAACUCUUGACAAAAAAUCACGAAGAACGAUUUUUUCUACUACAUUUGAGGUCUUCCAACAGCUGUAUGAGGAGUUGGGUUAUAUUCCACACGAAAAUGACGGAUCGUCUAAGUAUGUUUGUUAUCGUUGUUAUGCUAAGUUGAAGAAAUUAUCUAAAAUUGACUACGACUUAUUACACAAGUUGGAUGAACUAAGAAAGGAAAAAAUUGAGUUGAUAAAAUCUCUGCGUGAAAAUCUUACUUUAGACAAUGUAGAGUUAACUAGCGUAGGUGUGAAUGUGAGCGCAAGUUUCACUACCCCUGCAGAGUUAGGAACAAGCAAAGAUGUAUUUAGUGAAGAAGAUGGAUCAAAGAGAAGUAGACCUUUGAUACAUUCUCCAACUCCACGAAAAGUAAAGAGGUGUAAGCCAGGUUUGACAAAGACUCCAGAGAAACUUCGACAACCACGUAUAAAACUGUUUACACCUAGUAAAAUUAAGGUGUUGUUCAACGCUGGAAAACAGAUCAAGUGUAGAAUUGUAAAGGAUGCUGAACUUAGACAAGUGAUCAAAGCCAUUUCCAGGGGACAACCCAAAAGACGCAUAGCAAAGUUUGCAUACAAUUCUUCACUUAAAGAGGAGCUAGCAAAGUUUGUUAUUCAUGACAUUGAAAAAGACAUUACAGAGCUUACCUCAAAGAAAUCCAAUUGUUGUCUAAGGAGUACAGAAUGUGACAAUUUAUCAAGUUUCAAAUUUGAGAAAUUGCUUUUCGAAGUGCAGUUAUAUGCUCCUCUGUUAUAUAAGACACUAUCGCAUACUCUCAAAGAUUCUGUUGGAGUAGCAGUUACAACAGCCAUAAUUGCAAGAAACAGGAAUAUGCACAUGUCUGCACUUCAUCAUAUUAUUGCGCAAAUUUUGGAUCACAGUGGAGCAACAGAUGAGUGUAUUUCCUUGUUCCAAAAGUUGGGACUAAGUGUGUCCUCCUCUGCAGCAGCAAAGAAGAAGGUGGAUCUAGCAGAAUACCAGAAUGAACACAUCAACUCUACAGUUAUCAAUGAAAAGAGAGAACUUGAAACUUCAGCUCGUGUAUCAGCAGUUCUACAAGCCGAGUUCUUCAGGAGAAGUAGGAACUUUGAGCCAGUUGCGAAAUUUUGUUCACAGAAUUGAUGUCCAUGGGGGUGAUGAAGUAAUUCAAAAAUACAGAGCUCACUAUGCAUUUUCGAUUGACUGCUUAGAUGUUUUGAUCACAGGAGCAUGCCUACAUCUUCUUGAAAUGGAGAACUUAGAUUCCAAACCAAACCGGAAGCAAGAGCUUUUUGAGUCUCAUUC